Molecule: messenger RNA, 1990 nt
Organism: Musca domestica (house fly)
Lineage: Eukaryota; Metazoa; Arthropoda; Insecta; Diptera; Muscidae
Product: trichohyalin-like
Exons: 4
Coding region: 86-1852 (588 amino acids)
Biological process (GO): cilium assembly
Cellular component (GO): axoneme; ciliary basal body
Source: RefSeq, a predicted model, not a curated record
UACAUAUAUAUUUUGUAUCAAAAAAGCUCUCUUUAACCAUAUUCUAAGAAACCUAAUCUCUUGGAACAUACACGCCCAAAAGAGCAUGCCAUCAGCAAAGCAAAAAACAUCGGUCUUCGCAAAAAAUCAAUCCAAAUCUGAAUUUUUCCAUGAAAGCAAGUCCAACUCCAAAUUAUCUUCAUUUUCAUCCUCUUCGAAUGCCUCGCCACUGUCCUCAGAAACAUCGCUUUCAAAUUAUGAAGAAGAUGAACAGGAAAAGAUAGACUUUUUUCAAGAUUUCUAUGAAACCGAUAGCGAAUCCCUGGAGGAAGAGGAACCUGUCCAUCUCAGCCGUCCAACAUUGGAAGCAAAGGUUGAGUUUUUAAAAGAUUUUGCUUCAGUUCCUGAUUUAGACAAAAUAUCCGAGGAAGUUAGUACCAAGGUCUCGAUAACGAACACUACAAAAGCUGAAUAUCCUACUCAGCAGCAAAGUGAUGUGGGAUAUUUUGCGGAUCCAUUAACGGGAAACAGAAUACUCUCCAUUUCUUCUGUGUCAGUUGUAAAGAAGGAGCUGCCAAAGUUGGAAGAUGACAAAAAAGGCAGUUUUGCUACAUUUUUGGAAUUGGAAGAAAUGGAUGUUGAAGAGGAAGCCGAUGAAAUAGAAGAUUUGGUUUUGGAUUUUAAUCAGGAAGAAGAUAAAGAUUUAAAUAACCCAAUCGAUGAGGAGAAGGCCUUAGAAACUUUCUUUGAAAUGGAAAUGCAAAAACAGACUUCAGCUACCGAUCACAGUAUCGAUUGGGAGGCCAUUUUGAAACAACAACAACAGCAACAUCUCUGCGAAUCAAUUUCAAAACUUCUUAACGAUCUCAUUGAUAAAGUUGUGGAAUCCGCAGAAUAUAUAAACCCCGAAGUUAUGCUACGUAAAAAUUUAGACAAACAUAAAUUGAUAUCGGAAAUUUCCAAAACAGUACGCCAAAGAAAUGUUGAGCGUAGCGUUUGUGAGUUUCUCAAUCGUAAAGUUCUUGAUUAUUUUAAGCGUAAAAAAAUAUUUCGCUCCAUUAUGCCGGAUAGCAAAAGAUAUGCUGGAUUGGAAAUGCGCAAAUAUUACCAAAAUAUCCAACAUUUGGAUGAUUUAUUGGCAAAGGAAGCCAGUGUUAAGUUGAUGGCGCUGCAGACUAAACAGAAAUUGGAGAAUGAUCUGAGCGAAGCCAGAGAGAGAAGUGAGCGGAUGGUAGCAGAGUUGGAGAAUGUGAUGAGAAGGAGUUUAUAUUGUGAAACGCGUCCCAGGUGUAAUGUGCUGAUAGAAAAACUUCUUAUUGAAAUGGCCAAAUAUCGACAAGAGGUACAUGAAGUUCGAUUUGAAUUAAUUCUUAAACAACAUGCUGAGGCCAAUUUAAGAGAGAAAUUAUCCAAAAUCCAAGACCUAGGCAAUGGAUUGACAAUGAAAAGUUUUGAGGGUCUGCACAAUGAAACACAAAUUUUAGAUCACAAGAUUGAAGAACGCAACAUCGAAUUGCGAAAGCUACAUGAACGCCUGCAAAGAGACAUUCAUGCCAUGGCCCAUUACAAGGAGCAGCAGAAAAUGUCACGCAACUCUAUGAUGGCCCAACGUUUGGCUAUGGGCGAAUUGUUAGAGGAAAAACAACAACUACGGCAACGUAUCUAUGAAUUACGAAUGAAACGUAACAGAAUCAAAAAACAACUGCAAGAAUUAAGUUUUGAAAGUGGUCUCUUAGACAAGCCGUCUUUGAUGCUGGACUAUGAUGAGACACAUAAUAUGAUUGUACAACAGCGCGACACUAUAAAUUGCCUACAGAAAAAAAUCAGGGACCUGGAAAGGAAAAUCAAAAAAAAAUUGAAAAGAGUGUGGUGAAGAGAAGGUAUUCCUAAGAGGAGAAUGAAUUUUAAUAGAGAUUUUAUUUUUUUAAGGGUUAUUAAUUGUAUUCAUUAUGGUUUCCGAUGUAGCCACAGUGUGACAAUAAAGAUAGGAUUUUUUCCUAUGAAUAUUACG